Neodiprion virginianus is the source of this 2002-nucleotide messenger RNA. Its product is annotated as venom carboxylesterase-6-like. The record is from RefSeq and is a predicted model, not a curated record. NCBI's taxonomy places the organism in Eukaryota, Metazoa, Arthropoda, Insecta, Hymenoptera, Diprionidae. The transcript is spliced from 9 exons. Bases 75 to 1748 code for a protein of 557 amino acids.
AAACUGUCCACAUUCUCAUACCGUGCCACCGUUGAAAAACUUUUUACGACGAGGGACUCACAGCUUGUGACGAGAUGAAAUUUUCCGUAAUCGCAACGAUGUUGCUCGGACACUGCAUCUGUCUUUCGCAAGGCGAGACCGAGACAUACCCGACGGUGACAACGCCUUUGGGGACCAUCGAGGGCUACUACGACACUUCGUCCGGAAACCGUACUUUCGAGGCCUAUACAGGGAUUCCGUACGCCGAACCCCCGGUCGGAGAUUUGAGAUUUGAGAUCCCCAAGGCGAUUUCCGCGUGGUCGGGUGUCCUUUCGGCGAAGGGAUACGGCUCAGCGUGUGUGCAGCCCAGCGCCAUCCAUGUCAGCUACGUGGAGAAGACGGUGACCGGUGCCGAGGAUUGUCUUUACCUCCACGUUUAUACCCCGGCUGCGAAUUCCUCGGGAAAUUUACUACCGGUCAUAUUCUUCGUUCACGGAGGAGGUUUCCAAUUUGGUUCGGCCGAAUCGUACGGUCCUCAUUACUUGCUCGACAGCGACGUCGUCCUGGUUACCCCCAACUACAGACUCGGAGUAUUUGGUUUUCUAAGUACAGAGGACGCCACAGUAUCCGGAAAUAUGGGGCUGAAGGACCAAGUGAUCGCUUUGCAAUGGGUCAAGGACAACAUCGAGUACUUUGGCGGAAACCCGGAGAGCAUCACGCUUGUCGGUCAAAGCGCCGGGGCGGUGAGCGUUCAUUAUCACUACUUGACGAAUCUCACAUCAGGCUUGUUCCAAAGAGGAAUGUCGAUUUCCGGGACCGCACUGUAUCCCUGGGCUCAGACUGAGGCUUCCCUGGUAAAGGCUAAGGUCCUUGCUGCUUCUUUGGGAUGUCCUACUAUCAGCGUUGGAUGUAUGGUCAAAUGCUUAAAAAACCAAACAGCGGAUGAUAUCGCGCUGGCGACCUGGGCAUUCACGCCGUGGCUCGCAAGUCCCAUGGUUCCAUUCGGACCGGUCGUUGAAAAGGGGGACGCCAACUUCACGUUCAUCGAUCGAUAUCCCAUUGAUAUAAUCACAUCGGGCGAUGUACAGGAUUUACCGUGGAUCACGAGCGGCGUUUCCGAAGAUGGAUUGUAUCCAGCUGCUUUGUUUAUCGCUAAUGCGACGGACCUCGAUUACUUGAAUGAAAAUUGGAACGCAAUCGCACCCUCUCUAUUGGAUUUCAACUACACCAUUCCAGUCAGCAAUCGUUCGACCGUCAGUGAAUUGAUAAAACAGCAUUACUUGGGAACAAGUGAAAUCUGCAACUCAACAAUCGAAAAUUUCGUCCACCUGAUGACCGAUCGUUUGUACCUCUUCGGUACCCAAAAAGCCGCGCUUCUACAAGCAGACGCGAACGAAAAUCCCGUACAUUUCUAUUACUUCACCUACAGAGGAGCGCACAGUGUUAGCGAAUAUUUCAGCAACGGAGUAACCACAAAUUGGGGAGUGGCUCACGGAGACGACAUGUGCUACGCAAUCGAUUCGUUUUUCGACGCAACGACCACGGAGAAUGACAAAGCGAUGCAAAAAGUAAUAAUCAAGCUCUGGGUAUCGUAUGCGACGAACGGUACGGCCGACGUGGGCGUCGAAUGGAACCCCUUGAACGGAUCCAGCAGUAAUUUGAAUUACCUGAGAAUCGCAGGACCAGACAACCUUUACAUGGAAAGCAACUCGAACUUCGGACGAAAGGAUUUCUGGUCCACUAUCAAUUUUGAAGAAAAUAUUUUAUAAGUAGCUACGAAUCAUGCCUACGAAGUAAAGAACCUUCUCGUUCUCGCAUGGAGUUUAAACAUAAAUUUUCUAUACCAUAACCGUGCACAUUGAAUUUACAGCUUCGUUGUAGAUGGUAAAGUACAGAAACCCUGUGCGUAAACUCUCCUAUACGAGAACGAGCAAAUUUCAUUGUUGAUCUUCGAGAAUUCUACUGAGACACUUGCUACAAACAGCUUUUAUUACAGAAAUAUACUGCACAAUCUAUAAGCAUA